Crotalus tigris (Tiger rattlesnake) is the source of this 4013-nucleotide messenger RNA. RefSeq names its product fucose-1-phosphate guanylyltransferase (gene FPGT). Lineage: Eukaryota; Metazoa; Chordata; Lepidosauria; Squamata; Viperidae. Gene Ontology annotation, molecular function: transferase activity, transferring phosphorus-containing groups. The transcript is spliced from 4 exons. Bases 53 to 1837 code for a protein of 594 amino acids. The record is from RefSeq and is a predicted model, not a curated record.
CGUCAGUCUCAGGGCGGAAGCACGAGAGAGCGAGGCGGCGUGCGACCCCGGGAUGCCGCUGGCGGGCGAGGCCGAAGCGCGGCGUCGGCGAGCUACGCGGAAGAGGCUGGAGAAGUUCGCUGGGUUGAGAGGUAAAACUGUGCAGACUGGAGAGUUUUGGGAUGUUGUUGUAAUAACAGCAGUUGAUAAAAAGCAAGAAAUAGCUUAUCAAAAACAAUUAUCAGAAAAGCUGAAAAGAAAAGAAUUGCCCCUGGGUGUGGAUUAUCAUGUUUUUGCUGAUCCUCCUGGACCCAAAAUUGGAAAUGGUGGAUCAACACUUCACGCCCUUCGGUGUUUAGAAGAGUAUUAUGGAGAUAAAUGGGAUACCUUCACUAUCAUAUUAAUUCAUUCUGGUGGUUAUAGUCAACGUUUACCGAAUGCCAGUGCCCUGGGAAAAAUUUUCACAGCUUUGCCCUGUGGGGAUCCAAUUUACCAAAUGCUUGAUUUGAAAUUAGCCAUGUACAUUGAUUUUCCUGCUUGUAUGAAUCCAGGUGUUUUGAUUACAUGCGCAGAUGAUAUUGAAUUUUAUAAUAUUGAUGCAACAGAACUCCUGAGGUUUAAUCAGUCUGGAUUUACUGCAUUAGCUCAUCCUUCCAGUUUGAGCAUUGGUACAUGUCAUGGAGUUUUUGUAUUGGAGCCUCCAUUACCCCUGAUAGAAAAAGAACUUGAGUACAGAUCUUGUAAUCUUUUUCUGCAUAAGCCUAGCAUUGAAAAAAUGUAUCAGUCUGGAGCAGUGUAUAAAAGGAAUAAUUGUCAAACAUUACCUCCUGGGGACCUGGGGGAUUCAUUUAUGGAAUCUGAGUUUGUAUAUACAGAUAGCUUAUUUUACAUUGAUUGCACCACUGCAAAACUGAUGCUAACAUUUUAUAAACAGAUAGGCAAACUUUGCUAUGAAAUAGAUGCCUAUGGUGACUUUCUGCAGGCAUUAGGGUCUGGAGCAACAAAAGAUUAUGCAACAAAAGUUGAAAAUGUCACAAAAGAAUCAGGUCUAAUAGAAAUAAGAGAGAAGAUGUUUAACAUACUAAAAGGUUUGCCUCUCAAUGUUAUACUCCUAAAUAAUUCCAAAUUCCAUCAUAUUGGAACUACUCGUGAGUGUUUGUUUCAUUACACUUCUGAUAGAAAAAUGAAAUUGGAGUUGGGUCUGCUGCCAAAUAUUUUUAGCAUCUGUUCAAACAAGGCAGAAGACUUGGAUAAAUCGGCAUGUAUCAUUCACAGUAUGCUUAGUUCAAAGUGUUUUGUUGCACCUGGUUCACUAAUUGAAUAUUCUAGAUUGGAUUCCAAGGUUUCAGUAGGGACAAACAGUAUCAUCAGUGGCUGUUCCAUUGACACAGAAGCAAAUAUACCACCAAAUACUUUUAUGACAACUCUGAGCAUAAGAAUUGAUGGAGAAUUAAAGUAUGUGAGCAUGGUGUUGGGCAUAGAAGAUAACUUGAAAAAGACUGUGGCAAAUCUUGCAGAUAUAAACCUACUAAGUUUUUUUGGCAUUGGUCUUAAACAAUGCUUAGAGCUUUGGGGCUUGAGAAUUUCAGAUGAGCUCUUUUCAGGGGACAAAACAUGUCUGAGUUUGUGGACUAUUCGAAUCUUCCCUGUAUGCUCUUAUUUAAGUGAUUCGGCGAAAGUGUCAUUAGGGAUUUUAAACUCAGUGCAAAAUAAGUCCCCGUUUAAUUUAGAUAGUUUUAAGCUGUUGUCUAUUGAACAAAUGCUUUGCUACAAAGAUGUUGAAGAUAUGCUGAAAUUCCGGCAGCAACUUUAUGAAGAAAUCAAUCUGCAGAAACUGAAAGAAAAAUCUAUUAUAUAGAAGUGGCUGAAAAAUGGUACUUUUCCCCAUAUUUUAAUUCAAUGAGGGCUAAUUGCUUUCAAGGUUUCCAAAUCCCAGAAGCAAGCACUAUGCAUAUUUUUGUGUUUCAUUGAAGUAGAAAUAAUGAAACUGCAUUAAGACUGUUAUUGUAGCAUAACAUUAAUAAUGCAAAAAAUGCAGAUAAACUAUUCUUUUGAUGAAAACAUUAAUGAAAUAUUUUGAAAUCUAUAAAAACACAAAGGAGGAAAUUUUCUUUGCUUCAUAUUAUUACGUUUUCAGGUUUUUUAUUCAAGUGGGAAAUAAAAGUUAUUAAUUAGGUAUUUGAUUGAAAAUUACUUAAAACUUUUUACAUAGAAAAAGUUGUUUCUGACAACAUUCUUAUUUUUCAGGUUUGUUCAUUACAAACAAGCAAUAAAGUUAUGUUAUUUCUUAAAUGUAUGUUCAUAACACUAUUCUGUGUUUCAUGUGUAAAUCUGAUAUCUGUUUACAAGGCUGAGGUCAAAUGAAGCAAAAUAAAUUGAAAUGUGCAAAUUAGGUAAUCAGGAUUUUGUUUAAAUAUGUUUCAUUCUGAACAUGAAUGGUACUGAGAAAACUGUCAUAUUUUGAUAUAGUUAUAAGAUAAAGAUUAUUAAUAAUUCUAGGCAUAUCCUGGCAUUAUCAUUACCACAUAAUUAUGGAUUGCUUUCUUCAAAGGUUAUAUCUAAACUUUAACCUAAUUUUGUAUAAUGAUCGUGUCAAAAUAAUAAAAAGAUUAUUUUAAAAUGCCUAUUUAUUAAUGAAUUUAUAUGCCUGCCCAUCUCACAUAUGUACUGGGUGGCUUACAAUUAAAUAGAUAAAACAUAUCAAUACAAAUGGUAAAAAUCACUAUUAACAUGACUAGGAGAUAGGCUCCAUCACAUAUUUAGAACCCCAGGUUCAAACACAAAACAAUAUAUAAAAAAAAACAAGUUUUCAAGACCUGACAAAAGAUCAGCUGAUAUAACCUGCCAGCUGAUAUUGCUUAGCCAACAAUACUCAGAAAAUGUCCUUCCUACCAGAUCUGGAAGGACAGAAAAUGGGAAAGAUUAUCAAUAUCCUGAUUCCAAGUCAUGAAUUGUACCCAGAAACACACUGGAAAUCAGUUUAGCUUGCAGAACAGUGGUAUCAUGGCAGAUAACCAAUUCCAUUAACUGCCUGCACAGCCACAAUCUGCAUUAUAGAAUACUCUUCAAGGGCAGCCCUAUAUACAGCAUGUUGCAAUACUCCAGUCUGGACGUUGCUCUCUGUAAGUUCUUUGACAUCCAUCUGACAAAAUAUAUAUUAAAUAAAAUAAUAUUAUAAUAAAAUAUAUAUUAUUUUUAACUAGCAAGUUCUUAAAAUUAUGAUAUUUACAUAUGCCAUUUUCUUCUAUUAACCUUUUUUGGAAAUAGAUUCUGGGGAUAGUCUAAUCUAAAAACAAAUUGUAAUUCAGAAUCUAGCUAAAGUCUGAACAAAUAAGAACAUUAUUGUGUGAGUUUCAGGCAUGAAUCCAAAGCACAGAAUUUUCAAAAUAUCAAAUUGUCUCUCAAGGAUCUUAAAAUCUGAAGUGAUGCAAGCAAGAGCAAUUUUCUCACAAAACAUCAGACCCACUUUGGAGAUACUUCUUGUUUAUGAAAUUAACCCCAUACAUCUUUUAAGCUGAGUGGAGCUUUCCUAGUUAUGCAUAAAAGUGAAAACAUAAAGAAGGAUAAAGGGAGGGGAAAAAGACCAGGGGGUGAGGACAGCCUGGCCAACAGUGACAGUGAGUGGUGUGUGUGAUUUUUGAGAAUAUUGUGAGUGUCUCCUAGAAGUCAAUGUUCUUUGUUUGGUAGUUAUUUUUUUUUUUCCUUUUCUUUUUUAGUUUCUCUCUUCAUUGUUUGGCUUUGUAAUUGAGAUUAAAAGGAGGGGGUGAGGACUUGCACUUCUUGCAUAAUGGGAUAUAUCUUAGUAGCAUUUGGAUGAGUCGAACAGGGAAGAGGAAAGAGGCAAUUUCACAAUCUUACGUUGAUUAAAUAUAAACCUCCUGAUACAAUUGAAAGAAGAGCUCUAAGAAAAUCUGCAACUUUUAAAAAGACAAGUGAAUUUUGUUAAUAUAAAUGGUGAUAAUUUAUAAAGAUUAUUAAUUGGAAAUAGAAAUACAUAUUAUUUCUACAGCAAGGAAAAUAAAGCAAAAAUAGUU